AUGGAGAGCAGUAGCCACCACCACCACCAGCAGCCUGGACCGUCGGGGGAGAAGAGAAACCACCAUUGGAGAAGUUACAAGUUGAUUAUUGACCCCGAGCUGAAGAAGGGGCAGCACAAACUCUACCGUUACGAUGGACAGCAUUUCAGCAAAGCUACUCAGUGCUUUCUCUCGGUGAAAAUCGAGGACCCGAGGGUCAGAAGGACAUGGACAAAAACCAAGGAGUUGGAGCUUCGCGUCCCCAAAUUCAAGAUCGAUGAAUUCUACGUGGGGCCGGUGCCUCCCAAGCAGGUGACUUUUGCCAAACUGAAUGACAACAUCAGGGAAAACUUCCUGACCGACAUGUGCAAGAAAUAUGGGGAGGUGGAGGAGGUGGAGAUCCUAUACAACCCCAAGAACAAGAAGCAUCUGGGCAUUGCCAAGGUGGUCUUUGCCACCGUGAAGGGGGCUCGGGAGGCUGUGCAGCAUUUACACAACACCUCGGUCAUGGGCAACAUCAUUCACGUGGAGCUGGACACUAAAGGCGAAACUCGAAUGCGAUUCUACGAGUUGCUGGUGAAUGGCCUCUACACUCCCCAGACCCUCCCAGUGGGCAUCGAGCUGGAAACCUCCCCGACAGUCAAUAAAACUUUGCAG
Messenger RNA from Gracilinanus agilis (Agile Gracile Mouse Opossum), 636 nucleotides. RefSeq names its product histone-lysine N-methyltransferase SETD1B-like. Gene Ontology annotation, cellular component: Set1C/COMPASS complex. The annotation marks the transcript as partial. Gene Ontology annotation, molecular function: histone H3K4 methyltransferase activity; RNA binding. The transcript has 4 exons. Lineage: Eukaryota; Metazoa; Chordata; Mammalia; Didelphimorphia; Didelphidae. The record is from RefSeq and is a predicted model, not a curated record.